Lolium rigidum is the source of this 1762-nucleotide messenger RNA. Its product is annotated as beta-1,2-xylosyltransferase XYXT1-like. Gene Ontology annotation, molecular function: glycosyltransferase activity. Bases 1 to 1590 code for a protein of 529 amino acids. NCBI's taxonomy places the organism in Eukaryota, Viridiplantae, Streptophyta, Magnoliopsida, Poales, Poaceae. The transcript has 6 exons. The record is from RefSeq and is a predicted model, not a curated record.
AUGGGGUCCCCGAAGGCGGCCAGGAGCAAGGCGGGCCAGGGCGGCAUCUGGCGCCGCAGGGUCAGCGCGCCCUUCGUCGUCGUCCUGGUGGCGGCCGUCCUCGUCCUCGUCGCCUUCACCGGCCAGUUCGUGCAGGGCCCCGACGCUUCCUCGCGAUUCACCCCGGUACAUGUGGAGGACAGCAUACCUCGGAGAGUUCCCACAGAUCAAGGCUUGGAAACGUCGGAUUCGUCAAGGCAAGAAGGGGAGGGGAGUGACCAAAAAGCUGAGCCUGACGAAUCUCCCGACGAGGCAAUCAGAGAGCAGCAACAGGCUCCAGAGGAUACCACCACCGAGUAUUCGGGGAAGGAAUCUGGCCCGCAAGUUCAGGAAGAUGAAGAGGUCACAGUGAAAGAAGCAGGUUCAGCACCAUACACCAAGUGCACACCUCCAUCCAGCACGACGGUCUGUGACCUUUCCAACCUGCGCUUUGACAUAUGUGAGCUGUGCGGCGAUGCUCGCACCAUUGGUCAGUCGUCCACUGUCAUGUAUGUCCCGCACACACAAACUUCCGAUGGUGAAGAGUGGAGUAUCCGAGCUCAGUCCCGAAAGAACCUUCCCUGGAUCAAGAAGGUGACCGUCAAAUCUCUGAAUACCUCGCAACCAGCGCCAAGAUGCACCUCCAAGCAUGCCAUGCCAGCCAUUGUAUUUGCCCUUGGUGGGCUCACAGCAAACAUCUGGCAUGACUUCAGUGAUGUCCUGGUUCCACUGUUCCUCACCGCCCGCGAGUUCAAUGGGGAUGUUCAGUUCCUCAUCACCAACAAUCAGCCGUGGUUCACCAAGAAGUACUCGACAAUCCUGAGCAACCUCACACGACACGCCAUCAUCGACUUUGACUCGGACAACCAGGUCAGGUGUUACCCGCAUGUCAUUGUCGGUCUAAGGAGCCACGGAGACCUCGGCAUCUAUCCAAACCGGUCACCGCAGAACUACACGAUGAUGGACUUCCGUCUGUUUGUCCGGCAAGCCUACGGUCUGGCGGCACCUGAAGUGGGCAUACCCUACAGGGCUGACAGAGACGACCCUGACAAGAAGCCCCGGGUGAUGCUCAUCGACCGGGGCAAGACCCGAAGGUUUGUGAACGCAGCAUAUGUUGUCCAAGGCCUGGAGUGGUUCGGGUUUGAGGUGGUCAAGGUCGACCAGAACAAGACUGACUCCAGCAGCCUCGACGAGUUCGCCCAGCUCGUCGACUCGUGCGACGCGAUCAUGGGUGCGCACGGUGCGGGCCUGACGAACAUGGUGUUCCUGCGGUCAGGGGGUGUGGUUGUGCACGUCGUGCCGCACGGAGUCGAGUUCAUGGCCGACGCGUUUUACGGUGCGCCGGCAAGGGACAUGGGCCUAAGACAUGUGAACUACAGCAUCAGCCCGGAGGAGAGCACGCUGCUGGAGAAGUAUGGGUGGAACCAUACCGUGAUCAAGGAUCCUGAGGCUGUUAGGAGCAGUGGUGGGUUGGAGAAGGUUGGGGAGGUCUACAUGUCUGAGCAGGACAUCGUGCUCAACAUGACCAGGUUUGGGCCUAUCUUGCUGAAGGCGAUAGAUUUCAUCAUGUAGGUGCAUUGAGGUUUUUGAGGUUAGAUUUUUUUUUUGGUUAGCUACGAUAUUUUUACAGUUUUUACUAGAAAAAUAACUUUACACUUAAAUUGUUUUUUGGGAGAUAGUGAUCAUUGUUGUUCUGGAGCUCUGUUGUAUAGGAUUGGAUGUGUAAGAUUUGAAAUCACGAUGU